AUGAACACAAUCAAAUCGGUAUACUACGGCUGGGCAACCUUAAUAGUAGCAGGCGGCGGCGCCUACUUCUUCGCCAAACGCAGCAUCAACGCUGACCGCGCCGCAAAAGCCGAAGCCGACCGCCAAAAGCGCAUCCGCCUUUACGAACUUGAGCACGGCCUGAAGAACUCGGCCCCUGCCACGACACCGCUGAACCCCACGGCGAAACCAGGAUCUACACAGUCAGCGCCGCAAAGCGUGACAAGCGAGUUAGGCCGGCUGAGGAGUGAGGGCGGAGGUAAUGGUGGGAUGGGGGGUGAGGGUAAUCCAAGUCUACAGGCUAGCCAAGAUCCAGCGCCCACAAGGCAUGCACCCGAGAGUGAGGGGCAGAGGGUAGGAGAGAAGAGCAAGUACGAGGCGAAUGAAGUGUACCGAAGUCGAAAGGGCGAUCGGUUCUCAUGA
Alternaria burnsii is the source of this 441-nucleotide messenger RNA. RefSeq lists its product as uncharacterized. The record is from RefSeq and is a predicted model, not a curated record. The transcript has 3 exons. NCBI's taxonomy places the organism in Eukaryota, Fungi, Ascomycota, Dothideomycetes, Pleosporales, Pleosporaceae. The coding region runs from base 1 to 441 and encodes 146 amino acids.